Messenger RNA from Chiloscyllium plagiosum (whitespotted bambooshark), 1168 nucleotides. The record is from RefSeq and is a predicted model, not a curated record. Lineage: Eukaryota; Metazoa; Chordata; Chondrichthyes; Orectolobiformes; Hemiscylliidae.
CAGGGGACUGGGUCUAACUAAAUAGCUUUUGCGAAGAGCUGACACAUGCUUGAUGGGCCCAGUGGCCUUCUGCGUUACAGAUAUUCCCUGAUUCACUGCUCCAUUGUGCCUUUUUAAUGGUCUCUGUCCCUCACACCAAUGAUAGGUUUUCCAGUCAAAGGAGGUACCAGCAAAGACCUACACCCCAGAAGAAUUUAUCCGCAUGACAAAGGGCAUCACAACAGCGACUGCCAAGGCGGUGGCAGCGGGUAACUCCUGUCGCCAGGAUGAUGUGAUUGCAACAGCCAAUCUCAGCCGCAAGGCCAUCAUCGACAUGCUGACUGCCUGCAAGCAAGCAGCAUACCACGCCGAAGUGGGGGAAGAUGUCCGAAGCCGAGCCUUACACUUUGCUACUGAAUGCACUGUCGGCUACAUGGAGUUACUGGAGCACGUCCUUGUGAUUGUUCAGAAGCCCACGGCAGAGCAGAAGCAGCAGCUUUCCGGAUAUUCCAAGCGGGUGGCGGCAGCUGUUACUGAACUGAUCCAGUCAGCGGAAGCCAUGAAAGGCACGGAAUGGGUGGAUCCCGAAGAUCCGACCGUCGUGGCGGAGGCAGAGUUGCUGGGAGCCGCGGCCUCCAUCGAAGCCGCCGCAAAGAAACUGGAGCAGCUGAAACCGAGGGCCAAGCCCAGGCAAGCUGAUGAGACCCUCGACUUUGAGGAACAGAUUCUGGAGGCCGCAAAGUCGAUUGCGGCUGCUACCAGUGCGUUGGUGAAGUCAGCCUCUGCUGCCCAGAGAGAGCUCGUGGCUCAGGGCAAGGUUGGAGCUAUUCUUGCGAAUGCGGUGGACGAUGGACAGUGGUCACAAGGUCUCAUAUCUGCAGCCCGGAUGGUCGCGGCUGCCACCAGCAAUCUGUGCGAGGCAGCCAAUGCGUCGGUUCAAGGUCACGCCAGCGAGGAGAAGCUCAUUUCCUCAGCCAAGCAAGUGGCAGCCUCCACUGCGCAGCUCCUGGUGGCGUGUAAGGUGAAGGCAGACACAGACUCGGAGGCCAUGCGGAGGCUUCAGACUGCAGGAAACGCAGUAAAGCGGGCAUCUGACAAUCUGGUGCGAGCAGCUCAGAAAGCCGCGUUCAACAAACCGGACGAGGAGAACGUUGUGGUGAAAACGCGAUUUGUUGGAGGAAUCGCUCAG